Messenger RNA from Cryptomeria japonica (Japanese cedar), 2786 nucleotides. RefSeq names its product probable inactive purple acid phosphatase 2. The coding region runs from base 267 to 2180 and encodes 637 amino acids. The record is from RefSeq and is a predicted model, not a curated record. Lineage: Eukaryota; Viridiplantae; Streptophyta; Pinopsida; Cupressales; Cupressaceae. The transcript has 2 exons. Gene Ontology annotation, molecular function: acid phosphatase activity; metal ion binding.
CUAACACGCAUGUUAGUUACAAGUUUUACACCGUGGAUUUUGCAAUGGUUGUCUAUUUUGAAGCCAGAAUAGCUUCGGCCCACAUAAACACAGGCAGUCGAAGUUGACAUUCGAACCAACUGCUGCAAAACCAAACAUCCUUUCUUGCUCGCUUUCUCAGUCAAUGUUUCAUUGCCUGCAAAAAUCAAAAGCUAAUUGCAUUAUAGCCAAGGUGUUUAUUGCUGAAAUAUAUUCGUAUCAGUCCUCCCAAGCCAAGAUUCGUAAAAAUGAGUUUCGGCAUUGAACAAAAGCGUGCAUUUUUCGUGUUGGUGGUUUCAGUCCUCAUAAUUGGUUUUGCCAAUGGUGUAAAACUGGAAGCAUUUCCAAAGAUAUUGAACAGUUCAGGAGAUAACAUCACCUUGCGAUGGGAAGACAUAUCCUCUCCUUCAGGCAAGGACUGGGUGGGCAUUUAUUCCCCUCCCGACUCGGCAGAUGACCGCUUCAUAGGCUUCAUUUAUCUAUCCUCAUGCCCAAAUUGGAAAAAGGGUUCCUGUUCCAUAAAUCUUCCCCUUAUCAAUCUUAGAUCUCCUUAUGAAUUCAGAAUAUUUCAUUGGGACAAUUCUAUCAAUGCAAGACCUGUGCACGGCGAUCGCAAUCCCCUGCCCUCCACUGCUCAUUUCCUGGCCAAAAGCCAGUCUGUCACAUUUAGGAAUCUGAAUGAUCCAGCUCAGCUCCAUCUGGCAUUCACGUCCAAUCAAGACGAGAUGCGUGUCAUGUUUGUGACAAAAGAUGAUCUCAAAAGCUAUGUGCAAUAUGGGCUUGGAGAGGAGGGGCUGGAUGAGGUUGCAGAGGCUGUGUCCAUCACUUACAAGCAGUCGGACAUGUGUGAUGCGCCUGCUAAUACUAAUCUGGGAUGGAGAGAUCCGGGAUACAUUCAUGAUGCUGUUAUGCAGAGAUUGAAGCCUGGAAAGCGUUAUUUUUAUCAGGUUGGAAGCAAUGAGGGAGGCUGGAGUUCAAUUCGGAGCUUUGUAUCUCCAGACAAAGAAUUGGAUGAGACUAUUGCAUUUGUUUUUGGAGAUAUGGGAACAUCUCUUCCAUAUAAAACAUUUCGUUGGACCCAGGCAGAAAGUGAGCUAACCAUAAAAUGGCUACUGCGAGACCUUGAAGAACUUAGGGAUAAGCCUGCAUUUUUAUCUCACAUUGGCGAUUUGAGUUAUGCCAGAGGCUAUGCAUGGUCAUGGGAUUCCUUUUUCUCUCAGAUUGAACCUCUCGCAUCCAAAUUCCCCUAUCAUGUAUGUAUAGGAAAUCAUGAGUAUGACUGGCCACAACAACCGUGGAAACCUUCAUGGGCAAGUUCAGUUUAUGGGACUGAUGGAGGUGGUGAAUGUGGGGUGCCUUAUAGCCUGAAGUUUCAUAUGCCUGGCAAUUCUUCAUUUCCAACAGGAAAUUCUUCUCCAGCAACUCGAAAUCUCUACUAUUCUUUUGAUGUGGGAGUUGUUCACUUUGUGUACAUCUCAACUGAAACAAAUUUUCUCCAAGGAAGUGAUCAAUAUGCUUUCAUUGAGCAUGACUUAAGACAAGUUGAUCGCAUUAAAACUCCAUUUGUAGUUGUUCAAGGUCACCGUCCCAUGUAUACCACAAGCAGCAGGAUAGGAGAUGCUCCUAUUAGGGAAAAAAUGCAGGAGCACUUAGAACCUCUUUUUGUGGAGUUUGGUGUCAAUCUUGUUUUAUGGGGUCAUGUUCAUAGCUAUGAGAGGUUUUGCCCACUAAAAAACUCCUCAUGUGGAAAUAUGGAUAUUGGAGCUAACCUUCCAAUACAUGUUGUGGUUGGAAUGGGUGGAAAUGAAGUGCAACCGCAAUGGCAGCCUAGGCCUGAUCAUCCAGCAGAUCCUAUUUAUCCACAGCCUAUUGGGUCCAUAUAUCGCAGCGAGGAGUUUGGUUAUACACGUAUGCAUGCUACAAGAAGCAAACUGUCAGUUUCCUAUGUAGGUAAUCAUGAUGGACAAGUCCACGAUAUCUUAGAAAUACGCCUGAAAGGCAUUGAGAUAGUCUCUUCUAGCUGGAUUUGGUUUCUAAAAGCAGUUUCCUUAUUCCUGGUUGGAACUUUACUUGGUUUUUUUGGUAGUAUAUUGUACUACUACACAACAGGAAAAAAAUCUCGCAACGUUCAGUGGGCAACACUGAGUAACUCUGACUUAUAGCUACCAUAAUGCAAGGAGGCACACCAAUAUGUAAGUUUAUUCUGUAAAUAACUGCUAGACUUUCCAUUACAGAUUAUUUAAAAAAAAUAAUUAUUUAGCCGCUCUUACGAGGAAGUAGGUGCACUAUAGUUGGCUCUGCUGUAAUGCAUUUACAUACAUGCUGAAUUCUACCAUUGUAUAUGAUGCUUUUUAUUCUUUAAUGGCAGAGGUUCUGCAGUCUUCUUUUUAACAAAUGACAACAAUUGUCUUGAACUUAGCUAAUUAGUACUGAAGCAUUCGAAUCAACUGGUGCUAUACUGCCAUCCAAGCGUCAAGCUUUCUACAUUUCAGACUUUCUCCAAGUCUGUGUUUUGUUCUUCGGCUUAUUAUCAGUAAAUUGUUUUGUUGUUUCUGCAAAUGAAACUCAACUUCUCUGUUCAAGAUAUACAAGAGUGGCAAAAUAUUAUCGUAGUAACAACAGUUCUGUUGAAAAACGAGCACAUUCUAUACUAUUUGUAGGAAGAAGAUGGUAACAAUUACACUAUAACUCUUGCUUUUGAUUUGGGUAUUUACAGAUCAUGUUUGUUUGUUUGUUUGUUUUAAUUGGAAUAGAUCAUAUUUGUUAUA